UUAAGGUACCUGAUCGAACAUUUGUAGACAUCUGAGCUGGAGACUUCAGGUAAAAGCAACUAGACGUGAAAAGCAGCAUGGCUAACAUCGCGGUGCAGAGGAUAAAACGGGAAUUUAAAGAAGUCCUUAAAAGCGAGGAGACGAGUAAAAACCAGAUCAAAGUCGACCUGGUGGAUGAAAACUUCACAGAACUGAAGGGGGAGAUCGCAGGACCCCCUGACACACCUUACGAAGGUGGUCGAUACCAGCUAGAAAUUAAAAUUCCAGAAACAUAUCCCUUCAAUCCUCCAAAGGUACGGUUUAUUACAAAGAUCUGGCAUCCCAACAUCAGCUCAGUAACUGGUGCCAUAUGUUUGGAUAUUUUAAAAGACCAGUGGGCGGCGGCCAUGACACUCCGGACAGUGCUGCUGUCCCUACAGGCUUUACUGGCAGCGGCAGAACCAGACGAUCCACAGGAUGCAGUGGUGGCCAAUCAGUAUAAGCAGAACCCAGAGAUGUUUAAGCAGACGGCUCGGCUCUGGUCACACGUUUACGCAGGUGCACCAGUCUCCAGUCCUGACUACACACGCAAAAUAGAUAAACUGUGUGCUAUGGGCUUUGAUAAAAAUGCAGUAAUAGUGGCACUGUCAUCAAAGUCCUGGGACGUGGAGUCAGCAACGGAGUUGUUGCUAAGCAACUGAACAUGAUCACCACCCGCGUCCCAUUAUCCAGAUUUUUCCACACCCUUGACUCCGCCCGUGCCCAAAUCAAAUUGACUUCCGAUAUGGAUGAACUGCACAUUGUCACCCCACACAACAUACUGCAUUUAUAUUUCCCUUCCAUCUUUCCCUCUCUCCAUUUGACAUGGCAGUACCUUCCUAAACUCUCCUUCCUUCAUCUCACCAUGUUCUCAUCUUACAUGGUCUUUUUGUUGUGGUUGUUUUUCACCAUUUUGAGUUCAGUGUGCCUUUCUGACAACAGUGUUCCCCAUUUCCCCCUUUUGUUCCCGCCAUUUUCGAUAUCCUCAUACAGAUCAAGUGAUUCUUCCCACAACGCUGGACAAUACCAGACUGCCCCUUCUUCAUUUUGCACUAUCACUCAAGCUCUUUUAUGUGGAAUCCCAUUUCUACAAUGCCAGUAAUUCAAAUAAAUAAAUAGAAAGAAAAGAAAAAAAACACACACACACACAAUCACUACUCAAACUUCACAGAUAAUAUUAUCUCACAAGAUCGAAACUGGAAUACAAAAAAAAUUUAAUAAAAUUAAAAAAAUAAAAAAAUAGUAGGCAACGAAGAAAACAAUCACUCACCGAUCAAAGCAUUGACUGCAGAAACAGCAGUAGAAAGCAAAGAUUUCAUCUGUAAAUAAAGCUAUUAAGGUCUGUAUAAAUUAAAGCAACGUGGCAAUGCUUUUAUUUAUUAUUGUUUUAAGGAAAAAAGUGAAAUAAACAGUUUCGUGGCUAAUAUAAA
Messenger RNA from Tachysurus fulvidraco (yellow catfish), 1448 nucleotides. RefSeq names its product ubiquitin-conjugating enzyme E2Ka (UBC1 homolog, yeast) (gene ube2ka). Gene Ontology annotation, biological process: protein polyubiquitination; proteasome-mediated ubiquitin-dependent protein catabolic process. NCBI's taxonomy places the organism in Eukaryota, Metazoa, Chordata, Actinopteri, Siluriformes, Bagridae. The transcript has 8 exons. Gene Ontology annotation, cellular component: nucleus. The record is from RefSeq and is a predicted model, not a curated record. Gene Ontology annotation, molecular function: ubiquitin conjugating enzyme activity; protein binding. Bases 78 to 680 code for a protein of 200 amino acids.